Messenger RNA from Teleopsis dalmanni, 479 nucleotides. RefSeq names its product UPF0389 protein CG9231. The transcript has 3 exons. The record is from RefSeq and is a predicted model, not a curated record. Bases 25 to 423 code for a protein of 132 amino acids. NCBI's taxonomy places the organism in Eukaryota, Metazoa, Arthropoda, Insecta, Diptera, Diopsidae.
UUAUAUAGAAAGGUACGGGAUCGAAUGUUGUAUAAUAUGUUUCGGCAUAUAAAAGUUUCGUAUUCCGCAAUUCAGCGUGGAAGUUUGUUGAUUCAACGUAGCAUCUCCACUGGUCAACCGCUGUGCCAGGCUAUUAAAAGUCAUGUUCCAAACAAUCUGGAAAAACGGUUUUUAGUUUGGAGUGGAAAAUAUAAAAAUAUUUCUGAUAUUCCAAGUCAUGUCAGUUAUGAAGAAAUGGAACGUUGCCGUAAUAAAGUGCGUAUUCGUUUGGCUAAUAUAAUGAUAGGACUUACUAUUGUGGGUUGCUGUAUAAUGAUCUAUAGUGGCAAACAAGCUGCGAAACGUGGCGAAUCUGUUUCCAAGCAAAAUCUAGAUUGGCACAAACAAUAUAACGAAUCUGUUAAAGUUGAAGAAUCAAAGUAAUUUUAUAUAAAAAUGUGUUAAUUUUUUAGAAAAAUUAAAAAAAAUAUAUGUUUUAU